AUGAUGCCGAAACAUGUGACUGGUUUUGACGAAAACACUGGAAAUAUCCAUAACUUGAAUGGUGUGAACGGAAUGAACAUUAACAUCAAUACCAUUAACAUUGAGACCAAUAGUUCGACAGCUAUUAAUCUGAACAGUAAUACCCGAAACGAUGGCCAACCCAUGGGUGCCGUAUUGGCCAAGAAGUCGCAACCAAAGACCAAAUGUGUGGACAGCUGUUCCCGACCCACGAAGAGACCGCCUUCUGAGAGACGGUUCAAAUGCGAUCAAUGCGAACGUGAGACCCAUUUGCCACCAAUUGCUUGA
Molecule: messenger RNA, 306 nt
Organism: Oppiella nova
Lineage: Eukaryota; Metazoa; Arthropoda; Arachnida; Sarcoptiformes; Oppiidae
Source: the annotation of a GenBank genome assembly